Molecule: messenger RNA, 975 nt
Organism: Pipistrellus nathusii (Nathusius's pipistrelle)
Lineage: Eukaryota; Metazoa; Chordata; Mammalia; Chiroptera; Vespertilionidae
Source: the annotation of a GenBank genome assembly
AUGCUGCUCUCCAAGUUCGGGUCGCUGGCGCACCUGUGCGGGCCGGGCGGCGCGGACCACCUCCCGGGGAAGAUCCUGCCGCCGGGCAAGGCGGACAAGGAGAGCUUCGAGAAGGUGUACCAGGUGGGCGCCGUGCUGGGCAGCGGCGGCUUCGGCACCGUCUACGCGGGCACCCGCAUCGCCGACGGGCUCCCGGUGGCCGUGAAGCACGUGGUGAAGGAGCGGGUGACCGAGUGGGGCAGCAUCGGCGGCGUGGCGGUGCCGCUGGAGGUGGUGCUGCUGCGGAAGGUGGGCGCGGCGGGCGCGCGCGGCGUCAUCCGCCUGCUGGACUGGUGCGAGCGGCCGGACGGCUUCGUGCUGGUGCUGGAGCGGCCCGAGCCGGCGCAGGACCUGUUCGACUUCAUCACGGAGCGCGGCGCCCUGGCCGAGCCGCUGGCGCGCCGCCUGUUCGCGCAGGUGCUGGCGGCCGUGCGCCACUGCCACGCGUGCGGCGUGCUGCACCGCGACAUCAAGGACGAGAACCUGCUGGUGGACCUGCGCUCCGGCGAGCUCAAGCUCAUCGACUUCGGCUCCGGCGCGCUGCUCCGCGACACGGUCUACACCGACUUCGACGGCACCCGCGUGUACAGCCCCCCCGAGUGGAUCCGCUACCACCGCUACCACGGCCGCUCGGCCACCGUGUGGUCGCUGGGCGUGCUGCUCUACGACAUGGUGUGCGGCGACAUCCCCUUCGAGCAGGACGAGGAGAUCCUGCGGGGCCGCCUCUUGUUCCGCCGGAGGGUCUCCCCGGAGUGCCAGCAGCUCAUCCAGUGGUGCCUGUCGCUGCGGCCCUCGGAGCGGCCCUCGCUGGACCAGAUCGCCGCGCACCCCUGGAUGCUGAGGGCGGACGGGGCCCCCGAGAGCUGUGACCUGCGGCUCUGCGCCCUGGACGUGGACGACGGCGCCAGCACCACCUCCAGCAGCGAGAGCCUGUGA